Messenger RNA from Cuscuta epithymum, 1427 nucleotides. Lineage: Eukaryota; Viridiplantae; Streptophyta; Magnoliopsida; Solanales; Convolvulaceae. The record is from the annotation of a GenBank genome assembly.
CUAAGUGAAGCUGUGAAGGCCCUGCACUUUAGCGAUUUAGCCCGAGCUAGCAUCUCAGGCUCUCAGCGACAGGGAACGGAGCAAGUGGCGAGUGCUGCCGGCUGCGAGUGACCACGGAGGCACGGACGACGGGACGAUUGGAAGAAGAUGGAUUUCCGUCGAGAAUCACAGGGCUUCACAGCAGUUCGGCCCUUCUUCUGAUCUCCGGCUUAAUUUCCGGUGGCCGGUGCGACGGUCCUCCCAUCUCUAGACUCCACGCAUACAAUAAGACUUGCAUUGCCAUGAUGCCAACCAUGGAGGUCGAAGAAGCAGAAACAAAAAUCUUAGCCAACAGAGAAGAUGGAGUUUCCGAGAAAGAUUCAAAAGUUUUACAAUUUCUCGAUUCAUUGGAUAGCUAUCUCAUUCUUAUGGACACUUUAUCUUCAACACUUCGCCAGGGUAAUCUGGAGUUGUCAAGUGCUAGACUUUCUAUGGGUGUGUCACGCAUCAAUAGCACAUUGCUUGACCUCAAACCACAUUCUGCCACAACUGUAGUGGAUGUCAUUCUUUCGGGAGGAUCGAAAAUGGACCACAUGUUCUUCAAGCUGUGCAAGUGGGCUGAUUCUUCUGGGCCAGAAAGUCCAUCCAACGAAAGUAAAUCCAACAAGGAAGGCUCAUUGCACGAAGCUCAAGGGAAGAAACAGGAAGAUAGCGGGUCUCCAUGCACACUUGAUGACAAGGCUAAGAGAGAAAGACUCAAAUCACUGUCUAUGUUUGGGAUGCUGGUUUCUCCAAAGCUUCGAGCUGCCCAACUUUCAUAUGAGACAGCUGUGGAUACUAUUGUAGAGAUAGCAAACAUGCGAAUGUCACUGCUGCAGGCUUACAGUGAAGUGGCAGAAGAGAUUUGAACCACUAGGAACAACUAGAGGUUCAAUUCCUCUUAUAUAUUCAAGAUACUUUACAGUCAAUUCUAAUUCAGCUUUUCAGUUUGGUGUCAAGUUGUAUCAUCACAGGAUCAAGACACUUUUAACUGUGACCAAUUCUUCAGUUUUGUCUGUUCUCCAACAUUAAAUUAGAGCAUUUGAAGUUCCAAGGAUUGGGAGGCUGUUGACACCUAAUCUGCUUGGCUUCCCCCAAAUCUGGCUGCAGGGCACAAUUGAAUUAUUUAGACUCUCGUAUGGCGUUGGGCGGAUACUGUCCAUUGUACUUAUAAGUUUUAUUUAGUCGCAAGUCACAUAAAAAAGCUUAUGUAAGGGCCACUUGAAGAAAUGCAAUGCGUGACAAAUUAAUUUUAGUAUGGAUCCGUGCUUAAGUUUUUUGGCUUUAAGAUUGGAUGCUGUUUACUGCACAUGGUUUACGAAUUUACUUUUUAGUUUUGGUGUUCAUUAAGUAGUUUUGCAGUCCUGUCUUAGGUGAUUAUCCCCCCCCCCAUAGAUAACUAAAACUCC